AUGAGCUCAGCCCAUGCUGCUUUGAUUCUUCUCUUGUUUCUGCUCUUGCAUCUUUCGGAUUCUCGUCACCUCAACAAUGUUCACAUCAAAGAUUCUCGGUUUUCGCUUGACAAGGAUCAAAAUGUUAUCUCCUCCGGUUUGACAUCUAAAGAACCGGUUAGAGUUUCUCGGUUUGUUCCGGGUGCAGUGAAGAACCGCCACCAUCGGCCACCACUGUUCUUUGCAGAUUAUCCGAAGCCAUCCACUCGGCCACCACGUCAUAACUGA
Messenger RNA from Eutrema salsugineum, 267 nucleotides. Its product is annotated as root meristem growth factor 5. The transcript is spliced from 2 exons. Lineage: Eukaryota; Viridiplantae; Streptophyta; Magnoliopsida; Brassicales; Brassicaceae. The coding region runs from base 1 to 267 and encodes 88 amino acids. The record is from RefSeq and is a predicted model, not a curated record.